CUCCAGGUAGCCACAGUGUAUGGGCAUGGGCACAUUGUGCAGUUACUGCUGGAACAUGAUGCUAAUGUCAAUGCACAAGGGGGAGAAUAUGGGAGUGCUCUCUAUUUAAUUUCAUUGAGGGGAUAUGAAUGCAUUGUGAAGUUGCUGCUGGAACAUGAUGUAGACGUGAAUGCACAUGCACGGGAGGAAGAAUAUGGGAAUGCUCUCCAGGCAGCCUCAUAUAAGGGUCAUGAAUCUAUUGUGAAGUUGCUGCUGGAACAUAAUGCUGAUGUGAAUGCACAAGGGGGGAAGUUUGGCAAUGCUCUUCAGGCAGCCUCUUUAAAGGGGCAUGAGCCCAUUGUGAAGUUGCUGCUGGAACAUAAUGCUGAUGUGAAUGCACAAGGGGGGAAAUAUGGGAAUGCUCUCCAGGCAGCCUCCUAUUAUGGCCAUAAGCCCAUUCUGAAGUUGCUGCUGGAAAAUGGUGCA
This is a messenger RNA of Lentinula edodes (shiitake mushroom), 465 nucleotides long. RefSeq names its product ankyrin repeat-containing domain protein. Gene Ontology annotation, molecular function: protein binding. The annotation marks the transcript as partial. Lineage: Eukaryota; Fungi; Basidiomycota; Agaricomycetes; Agaricales; Omphalotaceae. The transcript has a single exon. Gene Ontology annotation, cellular component: nucleus; cytoplasm. The record is from RefSeq and is a predicted model, not a curated record.